UUAAUAGAAUGACCAUGACAAUGUCACUUCUGGUGAUUUACAAAAAUACAUUCUACUUCAAUAUUUAAUUAUGUUGACACCAUCUGAAAUAUAACUGAUACGGGCCACUGCACUGUAGGGAGAUGAGCAAGUUGUGGCUGUACGCUCAUGGCUCUCAUUCAAACCACUGCUCGCUCUGUUUGUUACAAAUAUAUAUGUUGUAACUUGCCAUUUUUUUAUUAAGUUAAGUCUAACUUUCAAUACCUUCCUAUCCAUUUGAGCUACAGACCUACAAACAGGUGUGGUGGUUGUCUAUACCUCUCGUAUGAAAGGUAGAGCUUGUUGCAGACAAAAUGCUGUGUGUGAUGACGUAGUGCACAUAAUAAGAACUUUUGCAGCUAAAUUCCUGUGUACCGAAUAAAAAAUAAAAGUUAAAUGGGUUUCCAUCGCAAAACCAUCAACUCUACUGAUGGUUUUGUUACAAAAUGUUGCAUUAUAGAGCGAAUGUGUCCACUCUGGCGCUUUAGUCAACAGCUCGCAGACAUAGUGUGGGUAUAGCCUACAUGAUGAAAUUAUUAUGGACAAAAUAGCAACAAUAUUUUUAUUUGUCAAACGGCAGCCAAGCAUCAAUCAUCAUGUCACCAGAAUAAGACCCUUGAUAGUUAUUGGAAAGGAGCAUCAAGCUCAUCACCGUGCACUUUCAUCACUCUGUGAAAUUUAUCAUAACUUACUGUAUUUCAUCUGUAGCAUAAUAAACGGCAUGCUUUCCCAAGUCGUAGUAGGAGGACCACGCACCAUAUCAUCAUAUGACUCCAAGUUUAUUUCGAUAUGAUGGUUAUUUUAGAAAUAUUUGCAGGUAAAAGCAUUUCCACUGCCAUUUCUCGCAUAAUUCAUUUUACAGACACAAAAAGGUCCCACCUUGUCUAGCGUAUUUUGUUUUGUCAACAUUUGGAAGGUUUACUGAGAAAUUACAGUAGCUGUUUCCAUCAGGCCUAUCAUGACUUUUAUGUCAUGGCACAAUGUCGUAGGCACAUUACCCAAUCAACCCCUAGAACCCAUGCCCUAUGCACUUGUGGAGAUUAAAGCUUGUGAAGAUUGGUAUACAGAUGUAGGAUCUGAAUUUGAGCCAGUUUACUACAGCAGGAAAAUAAUCUUGCAGCAACAGGUAAUGUGAAUUAUUAUGUGUAUUAUAAUAACUGGAUAUUUUUUAGUAGGGGUUGAUACAUUUUUCUUUAGGGCAAAUCAAGCCUGACAUUUUAAAGUGGAAAUUACACAUUUUAGAAGCCUUUUUAAACUUUGAAUACACUACACGUUUGCGUUUCCUGCUGUGCAGGAAAAUUGUUAGCCACAAAUGAGUGAUCAAAUUAAGAUCUACAUCUGUAAGCAGUUUGUUUAAACUUCCAAUUAGCCUAUAAGAGGGCAAGUUGGAUCUAUUGCCAUAUUACUUACACCUGUCAAAUCCACUCAGAUCUCCACAAGUGCAUAGGGUGUAUGGGAUUUAGGAUUGGGCUGUAUACCACUUACAGGAACAUUUGGUGUGUAAUACCACAUUUCUAACCAUAUAGGAUAGGCGACACAGUUCAUUUCAUGCAGAGACAAGCCAGCAUUUGGGGUGAAGGGAUUUAAUAUUGCAGAGUGGUAAUCAAGUUAUCAAAUUUUAUUUGUCACAUACACAUGGUUAGCAGAUGUUAAUGCGAGUGUAGCGAAAUGCUUGUGCUUCUAGUUCCGACAAUGCAGUAAUAACCAACGAGUAAUCUAAACUAACAAUUUCACAACAACUACCUUAUACACACAAGUGUAAAGGGAUGAAGAAUAUGUACAUAAAAAUACAUUACCUUAAAUUUUGAAGUGUUAGUUUUCAAAUGUGGAAAGAAGUGAAAGGCGCUCAACCAAUGUGAGUAAAGGUGCAAAACAAUUAUUAGAUCAGCAUAGAAAACUAAAGGCGCAAAAGCUUGCUCACUACAAAAAUAUUUUUAUUUCGGGCUUAAUAAAUGGCUUUCAUCAAAACAAUGACACAGAUGGAAUGGGCAAGUACAUACAAGUACAAAGUGUGACCAAUUUGGGUUUUAUUUUGGGAGCGCUGUGCGAAAAAAUCCAAUAAAAAAUUAAAUGCGUAACAAGAUUUUUCUGCAACACUCUUCUCUACAUGGCUCAAACAAGACAGGCUGAAACCUCACCUGUCACUCAACAGGCAGGUAGCACACGGACAGUUUCUACACACUGCCUGUUUCUCUCAGCAUGCACUCAACAGAUUCUUCCAAAGCAGCAACGAUACUGUUUUCCAUGUUGCAUCAAAAUAUGAAUCCACAUGUUUUCUCUAUUAUAAUAUUAGUUUGUUUAUCUUGCUCUUUGCAAAACGAAAGUUAGUUAGUCUAAGGAAGCCGGUAUGUGCCUAAAGCUAAUCGCUAACUAGCUAGCUGGCUAGCUAAAUACCCUUUAGCCAAAUGCACUAGCUAAGGCAAAGCAAACGUUAGCUCUUGUACAGGUUGCUACCAGUGAUGGUCUAUAUCAGCAUGUUGUUUGUGCAAUGACAUGUUCUUAAUCAGAUAGCCUAUUCUAAAAUAUUUGUCUAAAUGUAACAUCUAUGCAUCUAUUCAAAUGCUAUUAAGGUCCCCUGAGAAACAAUGACCAGCACUUUGAUUCCUCCCCUGUCAUUAGUCCUACCUGUUCAUUUGUUGUCAUGCCAAACAACACCAACCAUAGAAUUCGAAUAAUAAUUAUAUGUCUAUGAUUCCAGCAGUUCACCCAAGUGUUUUGAUCUAUAUCGCAAGUCAAAUUGCAAUAUAUUGUUGAAAAAUCACAAUUCGAUUUUUUCCCCCAUAUUGCCUAACAACCUGGUUGCCUUACCAUUAUGCAAGCAUUUGGUGGCACAGAAAGACAGGGAAAAGGAUAUAUUCUUCAAGAGAUGUGCUGCUAAAGCAAGUAGGAUUCAUAUAGGCCAAUGUAGGCUAUAUCUCAAUCAAUUAAAAAUAUAUAUUUGUCUGGUGCUCCUAAAAUGUUUAUGUUAGGAGCACCAGUGCUACCAAUGGACAUUCAUUUCGAGCCAUGAGAACAUAGGUCAUUGGGAUAAGGGAAGACAAUGAGCAAGGAAAUUAUUCAACCAGCAGUGCCAAUGAGAGGUGUGGCUGUCAAUUCAAGUAGGUCCACAGGGUAAGAGGUACCGUGGUCAAUGGCUCCACCUAGUGGAAUAUAUGUUAAAUAUGCGCUAUAUUGAAAAUAAUUUAAACCAUCUGGAUAUAGAGCUACGGAAAAUGAUCUGUAUGUGAACAAAUAAUCCCAACUGUAAUAGCAUAAAUAUUUGCAAAAAAAUACAACGGUAGGAAGUUGGAAAAAAUGAAAGGUGUACCUUUUCAUAAGAGCGCUAAAUUAACCCACCACACUUGUUUGUAGAUCUGUAACUCAUAUGGAUCGUGAGUUAUUGAAAAUAAAACCCAUAACUGGAAAUACACAUAUAAAAUCAGUGCAAUGGAAAAUGGAGAUUGUAAUGGGUGGACUAUGGAUGAGGGAGGUCUGUGACCAAACAUCAAGGGGGUUUACAGGUAUAUGUAAUUUGGAUAAUAAAGUAUUGAAAAUUAGAUAUGUACUUGAACAAAUAACCCCAGCUGUAAUAGGAUAAAUAUUUGUAGAAAAUCAAAGGGGAGGAAUGUAGAAAAAAUAAAAGGUGUACCUUUCAUAAGAGAGGCAAAGGAACCCAAUGCCCUUGUCUGUAGUUCUGUUGUUUAUAUGGAUAGGAAGGUAUUGCAAUUUAGACCUGUAACAAGAAAUGCCUAUAAAAUCAGAGAAGUGGUGAUCUGGAAAUAUUAUUAAUAUAGUAUGGAUGAGGGGGUCAGUGACUUCACAUGGAUAGGAAGCUUCAAAUAUAGCACCCUUAGUAAGAGAGGUAACUAAUUAAAUGGUGCCUUCAGCGACUGGAGGCCCUAUGCAGUGUGUGUAAUCUUCAUAUAGGUCUAACCCUCCUGAAUGGGAACGAAUCCCCUUUUUUUGUUGCCUACACACAAUCACCAUUAUUGCACUUUUGUGACGGUCCCUAAACCACGGAGCGCAAGAAAACAGUAUAUUGCCUCCUUUUUGGCUCUGUUAAGGGAAGAUUUCGACUACCGGUAAAAACAAAAGAUGUACCUUGCUCUCUACCAUAAUCUGAUUCUAGAUAUAUCACUCUCAUCAUCCUAGGACCUUCUAUCGGAGAGCUAUUGACGAGCAAACUCUGAAUAUAACAAAUUUACUGCUGUCUAUUGAUAACGGAGGACUGUUUCGACCUUUCUUUCGCUAAAUAAGGUUUAACUAAUGCCAUACUUAAAAAAUAAAAAAGUGUUUACUUAGAGUUAAAAGAACUGUGGACUUUGACCCGUGUCAGAACAGCAGCAGCAACAUUCACAGGAAACAAAACAGCUGCGAGGACAAUCUUUGUGGAGUUGCAAAUUGGUUUGUUGUCGCUGUCCAUGGUGCUGAUGUUCCAGGAAUGGUGGAGACGCUAAGUAUCGCCGUUAUCGGAGCUCCCGGAGUCGGGAAAACUUCCAUAAUCCGUCAAUUUAUUCAUAAUGACUUCUCAGAGGUUUACACUCCAACCAGAGACAGGUAUGUGUACAGACCCUCUGUAAUUUUGAACGGUAACAUGUACGACCUGAAGAUUUUGGAUGUCCCGCCAAUUUCGUCGUUCCCCUCCAGCUCGAGCCAGGAGUGGCUGGACCUGCGUUGCAGAGGGGUGCGUAAUGCCAAUGCUUACAUCCUGGUCUAUGACAUAUGCUGUGUGGAGAGCUUUGAGUAUGUCAAGAUGAUCCGCCAGCAGAUCGUGGAGCACAGGGAGGGCAGCAGCAGUGAGGUUCCCAUCCUGGUAGUGGGAAGUAAGAGGGACCUGCAGCGCCAGCGCUUCACCCCUCGCAGGGCUGUCUCUGUACUCGUCAAGAAGACCUGGAAGUGUGGCUAUGUGGAGUGCUCUGCCAAGUUCAACUGGCACGUGGUCCUGCUCUUCAAAGAGCUGCUGGGCAUCGCUGUGGCACGCGGCAUGAAACAUAACCACACCCCAGGGAUCCGCCUACAAGGGGCGCUGCAGAGGAACCGCUGCGCCGUCAUGUGACCCAGUGGACUCCCCCCGGUGUAGGUUGAAGUUGCCCCUAGGCACUAAUUUGGUGUCAGUUUCACUUUCCCCCCAGUGAUGGCUAAGGUUAGGGUUGAGAAAGGGGAACAUGAUCCUAGAUCUAUACCUAAGGGAGACUUCACCCCGGAACAGUUCCUCCUCACCUAUGUCAGAGCCAUAAGAGCCUCACAGUCACACCUCAGGGAGAAUAAUAGGUAUAUGGAGAAGAUGACUUCAAUGUAAACGGCUGGAAAACACACCGAGGCCUCCUGCUUUACAGAGCUGAUUUUCUUAUGAGGUUUAUGUGACUACUGCGCUGUAGCUACUAGGACUGACCUUUGGCCCAGUAUAAGAAGUAUAUCUUUAUCACCUAUCAGAACACUCCAGUUCUGUCUCAAUGUUCCUAUUGAGAGAAAGGAAGAAGAGGAAGAGGAUGAAGAAGAGGGUUUGUUUAUGGAUUUAGAGAAGUCGAGCAGCUACUUCACUUCCAUAGCUCUGGUCAAAGUUACACACACAAUUAUCACCACACCACCAGGUGUGGUACUGAGCUCCCCAGAUCACAAGGCAACAGCUCCUCAUACUGAUGGUUAUCUGCUGGUUUGAGAGCUUGGGGGACUGUGUGCAUCUAGUGGAAAUAGGUACCAUUACUAACAUGACUGGAUAUUUUCUCUCCAUAUUAGCUUAUACAUGUGAAGGAAUGCAACUUCUUUAAAAGUCUUCCUUUUUCAAACCGUGUGUCGUAGUGUCAUGUGAGGUAGAUAAAUGCCCUAGCUGUCGUACUUGAAAUUGCAUUAUUCUAAUGGCGAUAGAUGUAGAGUAGGAAAGCCUAGGUUAGAGGGGGAGUGUGGUAACUGGUAAACAUAGGUGAGUCAACAAGAUGGAUGGCCUACUCUUGGUUUACCACAUGCACAUCCUAUGUGCAGAAUAAUACGAAAUGCUCCGAGGCCAGGUUGAGUGGUACUGUAGCAGGACCAGAAACCCUUCUUUUUUUUUAUUUUUAAUUUUAAUUUUUAUCCCCUUUUCUCCCCAAUUUUCGUGGUAUCCAAUCGCUAGUAAUUACUAUCUUGUCUCAUCGCUACAACUCCCGUACGGGCUCGGGAGAGACGAAGGUCGAAAGUCAUGCGUCCUCCGAUGCACAACCCAACCAGCCGUACUGCUUCUUAACACAGUGUGCCUCCAACCCGGAAGCCAGCCGCACCAAUGUGUCGGAGGAAACACCGUGCACCUGGCCCCCUUGGCUAGCAAGCACUGCGCCCAGCCCGCCACAGGAGUCGCUGGAGCGCGAUGAGACAAGGAAAUCCCUACCGGCCAAACCCUCCCUAACCCGGACGACGCUAGCCCAAUUGUGCGUCGCCCCACGGACCUCCCGGUCGUGGCCGGCUGCGACAGAGCCUGGGGGCGAACCCAGAGACUCUGGUGGCGCAGUUAGCACUGCGAUGCAGUGCCCUAGACCACUGCGCCACCCGGGAGGCCAGAAACCCUUCUUAAGACAAUAUAGUCCUCCAAAACGCACACACUAAGCAGUUAACCAUUUGAUGUCUUGCAGGUCACUUUUUUCAAGAAUUUAACAAACACUCACUAAUCACAGGAGGCUGCUGAGGGGAGAACGGUUCAUAAUAAUGUCUGGAAAGGAGUAAAUGGAAUGUUAUCAAACACAUGGAAACCAUGUGUUUGAUGUAUUUGAUACCAUUCCACUUAUUGUCACUGAUUGUGAUUGUUAUGAAAUUGUAGUACUGUCACUCCCUCUUCUCAUUUAAAGUAUAUUGUUUAGAGGAGGAUGUGAGGUUCUCUUGCAGCAAAAAACACUGCAGUCGUUAAUCCGCUACCUCCCCCCCUCCCUCCCUCCCUCCCUACCUCCCUCUCCUCGUCCUUUAGCUGUGUGUUUCUGAUGAAUACAUUAUAUCCAUGGUGCUCUGGGGCCUGCAAGGCGCUCUGGUGCAACCUGAAGAGGCAGUGGUAUAGACAUUAAAUGUGAGGCGGGGAUAGUGGGUAGGGGGUGUUUUUUUGGAGAAUACGUGGGAUGAUUUUGAAAUGCUUGUCAUGUUAUGCACAGGUUGAUGGGCAGGGUUAGUGAAACAGAAUGACAAUGGAAGAAGAGAGAGGUAGUGACUUUGUUGUGGGGAGCAAUAAGCUGCAGAGCACCUUGACCAGCCUGACAAGCUGUCUCCAACCACAGACAUCCUGCACUAAACUAGAACACCUCACAUAGAAUGUAUAAAACCUCCCUCCUCUUGGAUAUACCCAGACCACACACAAGGUAGGAGACACCCAUAGCAUACUAUGUAUUGGCAUCCUACCACUCAAACACGCAUAAUACUUUCUGGAAAUUUCAAAGCAAUGUCUGAAUUGUGCAAUAUAUUUUUAAUGUUUGAGAAUGUGGUAAAAAUGUGCCCUAUGAUUACAGACACCCUGUGACAAUGUUUGCACUGAAAAUGAGUACCUGUACUGUAUAUACGUACGUGCAUCAUUGAUUUGCAUGCUUUUGCUGCCAAGCCUGCAGGUCAGAGUUUAAUUGCACUGGUGUAAUUAUGUGUAGCUGUAAUUUAUUUACCUGUGUGUACACUAUCUAUACAAAAGUAUGUGGACAUCCCUUCAAAUUAGUGGAUUUGGCUAUUUCAGCCACACCCAUUGCUGACAGGUGUAUAAAAUCGAGCACACCGCCAUGCAAUCUCCAUUGACAAACACUGGCAGUAGAAUUGCCUUACUGAAGAGCUCAGUGAUUUUCAACGUGGCACCGUCAUAGGAUGCCACCUUUCCAACAAGUCAGUUCAUCAAAUUUCUGCCCUGCUAGAGCUGCCCCAUAUGUAAUGCCAAGGAGUGUUGUAAAGCUCGCCACCAUUGAACUCUGGAGCAAUGGAAACGUGUUCUCUGGAGUGAUGAAUCACCCUUCACCGUCUGGCAGUCCGAUGGACAAAUAUGGCUUUGGCGGAUGCCAAGAGAACGCUACCUGCCCCAAUGCAUAGUGUCAACUGUAAAGUUUUGUGGAGGAGGAAUAAUGGUCUGGGGCUGUUUUUCAUGGUUCGGGCUAGGCCCCUUAGUUCAAGUGAAGGGAAAUCUUAAUGCCAAAGCAUACAAUGACAUUGUAGACAAUUCUGUGCUUCCAACUUUGUGGCCCUUUCCUGUUUCAGCAUGGCAAUGCACCCAUCCACAAAGUGACGUCCAUAAAGAUAUAGUUUAUCGAGAUCGGUGUAGAAGAACUUGACCGGCCUGCACAGAGCCCUGACCUCAACCCCAUCGAAAACCUUAGGGAUGAAAUGGAACGCCGACUGCGAACCAGGCGUAAUCGCCCAACAUCAGUGCUCGACCUCAUUAAUGCUCUUGUGGCUGAAUGGAAGUAUGUCCCAACAGCAAUGUUCCAACAUCUAGUAGAAAGCCUUCCCAGAAGAGUGGAGGCUUUUAUAGCAGCAAAUGGGGGACUUUGAAUUAGAUUUUGAACGAGCAGUUGUCCACAUACUUUUGGUCAUGUAGUGUAUAUGGUUAUUAUCAGAGACAGUCAAAAUCAGCUGAGAGAUGUGUGUGUGUGUGUGUGUGUGUGUGUGUGUGUGUGUGUGUGUGUGUGUGUGUGUUACAUACCUCAGCAGCUGCAUGUAGGCUCAGUUUUUCUGAAAUUAUAUUUAAAUGGUUUAGGCCUUUAUAUUAGGACUGGGCGCUGUGUUUAUUUUUAUUUUUAAAGAAAGUUUAUGUAGCAUCUGUAUGAGAUUCUAUGGAGAUAGCAAUGGUUGUUUCUUGAGUUUGUAGCAUGAGUGUCCACCCAUUUAAACUAGACUGUUUGUGUGAGUGUGUCGUAUACAACAUGAAGGGCUACAUUUCUCUAACAGAAACAUCACUUGUAUUUAUUUUUUAAUAGUACGUGUUAGAUGUUUUGUUUUUGACUAUGGUAAAAUAAAAUCUGUUUUGCACAAUAA
Molecule: messenger RNA, 8958 nt
Organism: Salvelinus fontinalis (brook trout)
Lineage: Eukaryota; Metazoa; Chordata; Actinopteri; Salmoniformes; Salmonidae
Product: ras-like protein family member 10B
Exons: 3
Coding region: 4439-5053 (204 amino acids)
Molecular function (GO): GTP binding; GTPase activity
Source: RefSeq, a predicted model, not a curated record